AUGUCGCCUUUAGAUGAUGCAGAUUUAUGCAUGCAAGAUGUUAGCACUGAUUAUGGUGAAUCAAACCAGGUGCAUUCGAACCUUAACUCCUCUGUUUGCAUGUCCUAUAAAGAUAAGGUCCUUGCAAUUAAAGAUAUAGAUCUAGUUAUAGGCGAUGAUGAAAUCAUUAGAUCUAUUAUGAAGGAAUUUAAUAUUCCUCUACACUCUAAAGAACCGCCAAUGGAAACUGAUAAUAGCAUUAAUCUCUGCCCUGAGCUUAGGAUUCUCCUAGCGGAUUAUGAAUCUUGGUGCAGUCCAUGGAAAUUUACUUUAAUAGUAAAACUUCUAGGCAAAUCAAUUAGUUUUAAUUUUCUAAAACAAAAGCUUAAUAACAUUUGGGGAAAAAAUGGAAAUCUUAAGAUCUUAGACCUUAACAAUGAUUUCUUUCUUGUCAAAUUUGAGAAUGUAGAAGAUUAUAAGUGUGCCCUAUUUGAAGGAUCUUGGCUCAUAAUGGACCACUACCUACUAGUUCAAAGAUGGAGGCCUCCAUUCUGGCCUCAAGAAUAUAAUCUUAAAAAACUUGUUGUCUGGGUGCAUAUACCAGACCUCCCCCUUAAACUAUACAAUGAAAAUUUUUUGUGGCAAGUUAGUACUUGCUCAAGAACAAUGCUAAAAAUUGAUUCCCACGCUUCUCUUCUAACCAGAGGUCAUUUUGCAAGAAUUUGUGUUGAAAUUGAUCUAAAUCAAAAGUUAAUUCCAUCAUUUAAGGUGUUAGGUCAAGUUUUUAGAAUAGAAUAUGAAGGUCUUUACCUCAUCUGUUUCCAUUGUGGCAAAUAUGGUCAUAGGUUAGAGUCAUGUGUGGAGAUGUCUAUCACUCAUAUUGAUAAAAUAAGUCCUAAGUCCAGUUCUAAUUCUCUUGAAUUUGAAAAGAUUGAUGAGUCUAUAAAUCUGGUUUACCCUCAUCGACAAGAUGCUUAA
Molecule: messenger RNA, 957 nt
Organism: Abrus precatorius (Indian licorice)
Lineage: Eukaryota; Viridiplantae; Streptophyta; Magnoliopsida; Fabales; Fabaceae
Exons: 1
Coding region: 1-957 (318 amino acids)
Molecular function (GO): zinc ion binding; nucleic acid binding
Source: RefSeq, a predicted model, not a curated record